This is a messenger RNA of Copidosoma floridanum, 2710 nucleotides long. RefSeq names its product putative protein phosphatase 2C T23F11.1. Gene Ontology annotation, biological process: protein dephosphorylation. Gene Ontology annotation, molecular function: protein serine/threonine phosphatase activity; cation binding. NCBI's taxonomy places the organism in Eukaryota, Metazoa, Arthropoda, Insecta, Hymenoptera, Encyrtidae. The record is from RefSeq and is a predicted model, not a curated record.
UCCGACUCCGAACUCCGAAGCAGACCUGCAGACGUCUUCUCGGGCGUGCGCACAGAAAAAGACACGAUAAAGAUAUACUCAUAUAUACACGCGAACGAAAACGAACGUGUCGUUUUUAUUAGCCAUGCAAGUGCAUUCGUGAGGUGGCAGCUUAUUACACGACUUUCUGCGAUAACAGUCAUCACGUUGCACUCGCUGUAUAGCCGUCAAAUCGAUUAUUUACCAAUCAAGGGGAAAUUAAGAAGAAGAAAAAAAUGUUUUCUACUGGUAGAUAGUAGUUGGAGUGCUGGUACUGGCUGCUGUCAUCGUCGUCCGACAAUUUACAUACCAUCGUCUUUGCUUGUGUACAAAUGUAAGGCAAUGAUUUUCAGGUUUUCCGUGGCUCAGCCUUAGAUAAAAAGCAUUAGUGUAAACUGUUUGGAUCAAGUAACAGUUAAAACACUUGAGCUUUGCUGUUGUUUUACCGCAACACCAAUGGGUCAAACGCUCACAGAACCAGUCAGGACCAAAAAAUCAUCGUGUUGCCGUGACUCCAACUAUCUAGUAGGCAGCUCGUGUAUGCAAGGAUGGAGAAUCAGGAUGGAAGAUUCUCAUACACACUUGCUAUCCUUGACCGAUGAUCCAAAGGCAGCCUUCUUUGCGGUCUAUGAUGGCCACGGAGGAUCUGCUGUUGCACAACACGCAGGACACCAUUUACAUAAUUACAUUACUAGUCAAGAUGCAUACAAAGAGGGUAACAUAGAAGAAGCUAUGAGAAAGGGCUUCCUAUCCUUGGAUAAGGAAAUGGAAACUAAUGAGUCUCUAAAAAAUACCGGGUCCACUGUUAUAGCUGUUCUUAUUAAAGAUAAUAUUUUAUAUUGCGCCAAUGCAGGUGACAGUAGAGCAAUAGCGAGUGUGGCUGGGGUAGCUGUGCCCCUCAGCCAUGACCACAAACCUACACUAAAGGAAGAAAAAGAACGUAUCGUGGCUGCUGGAGGCUACGUAGAAUUUAACAGAGUUAACGGUCAUUUAGCUUUGUCGCGCGCUUUAGGUGACUUUAUGUUCAAAAAAAACGAUAGUAAAAAACCAGAAGAACAAAUAGUAACCGCCCUCCCCGAAAUAACUCGUCACGAAAUAACAGAAGACUGGGAAUUUCUAGUUCUGGCUUGUGACGGCAUCUGGGAUGUCAUGAGCAACGAAGAAGUCGUAGAUUAUUUGAGGCAUCGCUUUGCAUACGCGGCGUCGAGGGAAGAGGAAGACUUACGAACGCUUUAUCCAGAAGAGAUGUGCGAGCAUCUGCUUAAUCAUUGUCUGGCACCGGAUGCUCUUAUGGGAACUGGAUGUGACAAUAUGACGAUCAUUCUUAUUAGUCUUCUCCAUGGCAAAUCCUACAAGGAAAUGUGCCUGCGCUGCCAGAGGCCAACCGCAAAUCAAGAAUCGAAACAAAAAUUAAAUUUCUAUGAAGAUAUCGACAAUCCAGUUCAGAAAAAACAUUUUCAAACCAGAGCUGCAGAGUACAUGGAUAGAGCUGAGAAAAUAAAAAAUAUGAUAGAUUACAAAAAAUCUAUUGGCCAGUAUAGAGAGCUAGUUAAGAUUGAAGAAAAUUCGACUGGCCAUGGAUAUAGUUCUGUUUUUGGAAGAUUUUUGGAUAAUAGAAUUAAUGAAAUUCUAAUUGAAGAAUCUUACAUCAGAACAUUUCAUCAGUGCCAGAACUUUUUGAGAUUUUGUGAGUUGGCUGUUCUCAAAUGUGAGAAGUUAUCUAGAAUAUUAUUAAAAACUACACCUUCUCCCAAUGAUAGAGACGAGCAAAUAAGAAGAUUAGAAGAAAUUAAAAGGAGUUUAGCUACUCGACAAAUUACGUUGGAUGUACGAUUUUCGGAGUCACUUCACGACAGACGAAUACGUCUUGACAAUGGAUGGGUCAUUAAAAUAGGUAGAGGCUUGGAUUAUUUUAAGCCACCAGAAGGAAAAUUUUCGUUAGGAUACUGUGAUUUCGAGUUGAGGCCUUGUCUUGAGACAACUGUGGAUAUUUACCAUGAAUUACAAAUUCAAGACAAAUAGUUUGAAAAGCACUAAACAACUUUGACCAUCCGCAAUCAUUUGACUAUAUACACACAUCAGAGGAGGACUUUGACGAUAAAAAAUAUUUCCAAGUUAUCCUUUGAAAAAUGAGUAUUGUUAAUUUGUUCAAUGUCAUUUUUGAAAUUCAAUUGAGCGAAUGUAUAAAGAAAUUAAUACACAAGGACUUAAACGGAAUUAAACGGGUAGGCAGUGCAGGGUUAAAAAAAAAAAAUUGUAUUUUAUGUAUAUAAUAUACGUGUGUAUAUUUAUAUUAAUAUUUACAUUUAUUAGUUAUUCUUUUACUUCAUCCAUCAUGGCAGAUGAUUAAUUUACGAACGAUCGAUCAUAAAAUUAUUCAUUAUAAUAAAAAAUUAUAUUUUACGUACAAUUGUUUAUCCUUAUUAUUAUAUUUACAUAAAUUGUUAUUUCACUUUGAGUACAAAAAAUAAGGCAUGCUAGACUAGGAAGAAUUUCUUACGCUUUUGUACGUAUUUAAUGGGACAUGGCUACUAUGGAAUCGUUAUGAAUAACAACUUUUAAAAUACAUUAUUAUACUGACGACUCCCAAAAUUCUUAUAUGCCUAUAUACAAGCGCGUUCACAGCAACGUUUUGUUUGUCGAUUUGUCAAAUGUUCGCUCUCUCUCUCUCUCGUGACUCGAAUACAUUUUU